AGCGUUCCCGGAAGCAGACCGGAGCGGAGCGUACGGUGGCUGAGGAGGCCGUCCUCCGCCGCGGUCGGUAGCUCGGCGGAGCUGCCCGCACCCACCUCUCUCUUCCGUUCUUCCUCUCCCCCGGUGCCGCCGGGCAGCGCGAGGCGGAGCCAUGUCGCUUCUCCAGUCCGCCCUGGACUUCCUGGCGGGCCCCGGCACCUUGGGGGCCGCCAGCCGCGACCAGAACGACUUCGUGGGGCAGACGGUGGAGAUGGGCGAGAUGAAGCUGCGCAUCAGGCGGGUCAUCGCGGAAGGUGGUUUUGCAUUUGUCUAUGAAGCUCAGGAUCUUGGAAGUGGCAAAGACUAUGCUUUAAAGCGGUUGUUGUCCAAUGAGGAAGAGAAGAACAAAGCUAUCAUUCAGGAAGUUUGCUUUAUGAAAAAACUUUCAGGUCACCCCAACAUUGUCCAGUUCUGCUCUGCUGCAUCUAUAGGGAAAGAAGAAUCAGACACAGGACAAGGAGAGUUCCUUCUGCUUACAGAAUUGUGUAAAGGACAACUGGUGGAAUUCUUAAAGAAAGUGGAACCCAAAGGGCCAAUCUCCUGUGACACAGUCCUGAAGAUCUUUUAUCAGACCUGCCGAGCAGUCCAGCAUAUGCAUAAACAGAAGCCACCUAUUAUCCAUAGAGAUUUAAAGGUGGAGAACUUGCUUAUUAGUAACCAAGGGACAAUUAAACUUUGCGACUUCGGUAGUGCUACAACAGUAGCUUACUAUCCUGACUACAGCUGGUCUGCACAAAAGAGAGCACUAGUUGAAGAAGAGAUCACCAGGAAUACAACGCCAAUGUACAGGACACCAGAGAUGAUAGAUUUAUAUUCAAAUUUUCCAAUCAGUGAAAAGCAGGACAUUUGGGCUUUGGGCUGUAUCCUGUACCUCCUGUGCUUUAGGCAACAUCCCUUUGAAGAUGGAGCUAAACUUCGCAUAGUCAAUGGAAAAUAUGCCAUUCCACAGAACGACACCCGCUACUCUGUAUUUCAUGAUCUCAUCCGCUCCACUUUGAAGGUGAACCCAGAGGAGAGAUUGUCAAUCACUGAACUUGUGAAUCAACUGCAGGAGAUUGCAGCAGCUAGGAAUGUAAAUCCUAAAUCCCCCAUCACAGAGCUCUUGGAACAAAAUGGAGGCUAUGGAAACAAUGCUCAGCCUCGAAUAUCUGUGACUUCUGUUUCACAGAGCUCCAGGCCUGCAGGACAGCUUAAUAAUAUAUACAAUGCAGGCCUGACCGUUGCGGAAUGUGACCAGACUUAUGGAGGGUUCUUUGAUAUUCUGAGGGGUGGAACGGAGCGAUUUUUCACUAAUAUUAAGGAUACAUCUUCUAAAGUUAUCCAGUCUGUGGCCAAUUAUGCGAAAGGGGACUUGGAUAUAUCAUACAUCACUUCGAGAAUUGCAGUGAUGUCCUUUCCAGCUGAAGGUGUAGAAUCUGCCAUCAAAAACAACAUAGAAGAUGUACGAUUAUGUCUGGACUCCAAACAUCCUGGGCACUAUGCUGUGUAUAAUCUUUCUCCAAGGACAUACAGACCUUCACGAUUCCAUAAUAGGGUUUCUGAAUGUGGCUGGCCAGCAAGACGAGCACCAAAUCUUCAGAAUCUCUAUAGCAUAUGCAAGAACAUGCAUUUAUGGCUGAAACAGGACCAGAAAAAUGUUUGCAUUGUUCAUUGCCUAGAUGGAAGAGCAGCAUCUGCUGUUGUAGUUUGUUCUUUUCUGUGUUUCUGUCGUCUCUUCACUACUGCUGAGGCUGCAGUUUAUAUGUUCAGUAUGAAACGCUGUCCUCCUGGCAUAUGGCCUUCUCAUAAAAGAUACAUUGAAUACAUGUGUGACAUGAUGGCUGAAGAGCCCAUUAUUCCUCACAGCAAGCCAAUCCUGGUCAGAUCCAUCAUCAUGACUCCAGUUCCUCUUUUCAGUAAGCAGCGUAAUGGCUGCAGGCCUUUUUGUGAAGUUUAUGUAGGGGAUGAGAGAAUAACCACUACCUCCCAGGAAUACGACAAAAUGAAGGAGUUUAAAAUUGAAGACGGGAAAGCAGUAAUUCCAUUGGGUAUAACGGUUCAAGGAGAUGUUCUCAUUGUUAUCUAUCAUGCUAGGUCAACACUAGGAGGCCGACUACAAGCCAAGAUGGCUUCUAUGAAGAUGUUUCAGAUCCAGUUCCACACAGGUUUUGUGCCCCGAAAUGCCACCACAGUGAAAUUUGCAAAGUAUGAUCUGGAUGCCUGUGACAUUCAAGAAAAAUAUCCUGAUUUAUUUCAAGUCAAUCUGGAAGUGGAGGUGGAGCCCAGAGAUAGGCCUAGCUGUGAGCAGCUGCCAUGGGAUAACAUGAAUAUAAAGGGUCUGAAUCCCAAGAUCCUUUUCUCCACUCGAGAGGAACAGCAGGAAAUUUUGUCAAAAUUUGGGAAACCAGAGCUACCAAGGCAGCCAGGUUCAACUGCGCAGUAUGAAGCAGAAGCAUCCCAACUGGAUCUGUCCUCAGAAAGUGCCCCAACUGAGGGAGAAUCCCCACACAGCAGUGGUACUGAUGCAAAUAACUUCUUUCAUUCUCUGGAUUGGAAAGAAGGAAGAAGUCCAGAAAGUGGAGUAGAUGAUACCUCAUCUAAAAAUGAUCAUGGUCAACUGUCUGAUGAGAGAGAAGAGAGUGAUCCUUCAGAUGAGGAGUUCCCUACAUUUCCAGGUGAAGAAAGGGCAGUAAGUGUUGAUGAGGGAGACUCUGCUACCCCAGAAGGAGAGAUGCUUUUUGAAGCUGGUUUUGAAGCUCCACCUACACUAUUACAAAAAUCUCUCACUGAAGAGAAUGUAGAUUUACUGGGACUGAAUUCCGAUGCUUCACCAGAACAGAAAGAACCUAUCUCAGAAAUAAACUCAUCAAGUAAUGCAGCCCUGCUGAACAAUCUUUUUGUGAGUGGUGCAUCUCAGGUUUCAGAAGAGCCCACUGGAGAUCUCCUUGGACAAGGAGCAGAUUUCUUUUUCAGUGGUCAAUCUCAGCAUCCAGCUGUUACUCAGACUUCAGCAGCAGCUGCAUCUUCAGCUGAUCCUUUUGACCCAUUUACAAUGUCAUCUAGUUCUGAGAAUUCAGCGCUGUCUGGCCCAGACCUUUUUGGAGACUUUCUUAAUCCAAGCGCAGCAUCUACAGCUAAUACGUUUUCCUCUACACAUAGUUCACUUCCACCUUCUUCCAGUUCAGAUUUCCUAAAUUUAGGAAAUUUGACAUCAGAGCCACCUAAAAUGUCGUCUUCUACGAGCCAUCCAGAUCUCUUAGGUGGAUGGGAUUCUUGGGCAGAUUCUUCAGCAGCCAGCAAUGUAGCAUCACCACAGUUGAAGUCUCUUUUUGAAGGUCAAGUUUUUACCACAGGGAGCCAGUCCAGCGUGUCUUCAGGUUCAUCUUUCAGCCAAGCUAAAUCUCAGAACUUUGAUCCUUUUGCUGAUCUUGCCAAUCUUGGAUCUAGUCUUCCAGGUUCCUCCACAGGUGGAUUCUCCACUAGUGGGUUUGCUCAGAAAACUGUUCCAUCUCAGAAGUCAGGAGGUCAGUGGCAGAAACCCACAAAACCACAAACAUGGCAGUCCCAAGCUAAAUCUGGUACACAAGCUAAACCUAACUACACAGUGAACUUCAGUGUUAUUGGAGGACGAGAAGAAAGGGGAGUCAGAACCCCAAGCUUUGGUCAAAAGCCAAAAGUUUCAGCCAAUGACUUUGAGGAUCUCUUAUCUAAUCAAGGCUUUUCAGCAAAAUCUGAUAAAAAGGGACCAAAAACUAUUGCUGAGAUGAGGAAACAAGAAAUGUCUAAAGAUAUGGACCCCUUGAAACUGAAGAUUCUUGAAUGGAUUGAAGGAAAGGAGAGAAAUAUCAGAGCAUUAAUAUCUACUCUUCAUACAGUGCUUUGGGAAGGGGAAAAUAAAUGGAAACCAGUUAGCAUGGCAGAUCUAGUAACUCCUGAACAAGUGAAGAAGUACUACCGGAAAGCAGUGCUUGUGGUUCAUCCAGAUAAGGCGACAGGACAACCUUAUGAGCAGUAUGCCAAAAUGAUCUUCAUGGAAUUGAGUGAUGCGUGGUCGGAAUUUGAGAACCAGGGGUCUAAGUCCCUCUUCUAAAGUUCGUCUCUUUUGAACUACUUCCAAAAACUGGAGCUGAGCAUUGUUGUGACCUGUCUGCCUAUGAUUUAUGAAGUGCUUUUCCAUGAUUUCGGCACAGUUCGCAGUACACACUUAAAUGUGAUGACGUAUUUUGUAAGACGUAAAGUCCAAAGCAUUACGUAAGAUGCAUUAAGAAAGCAACUGCUCAGUACUUGAAGAAAUCAUGGUCUGGGGAUAAACAUUUUCUUUCAGAUUUUAUAUAUAGCUAAAUGGAAUUUUUCCAUGGUCUCUGGUACACUCAGAUCAAUUCUAAGUCAUUCCAAUUCUAUUGAUCUUUGCUUUACCCUUCCCUACCACACUUCCAUUUAUUUUUUCAGUAGUUUUGUGAUUCAGUUUUGUUGUUUUGUGCCUGUCACCUUAUUUGAAGUGCUUUAGUUAUCUUUGGCUUGUUUCCAAUCUGAAGGUGUAUAUUUUCAUCUGUAUUUUAUGUAAUCAAUCUGAUAAUCAUUCUGUAAAUAUUUUCUGACAAUACCUGUGUUCUUUACAAUAAAUUAAUAGGUUAGCCAAAAAGACCUCAAUUGUGGGGACAGUCAACCAGGGUUGUUCUUGAUGUUUUUUUAUUUUAAUUUUUUUAAUUAUUCUUUACAUUAUGGAUCUAGAAACAAAUCUUGGCUUUAAGGUCUGCAUGUUCUUGCUAUUUUGUUAUUUAUUAUGAACCUCUGGAAGGCAUUGCUCUUACCAGUGCUUAUUUUACUAGCUCUUUAAAUAUCAUUUUCUUCUGAUUUCAGUGGAACAUGCCUUCCAUUGGACUUAAGAUACUCUGAUAGAAAUGUUUUUUCGAGACUUGAUGUGGAAGCACAAAACGUUUUGCUCUGCUUUGAUUUCUUACGAGAAAGCUACAUUACUUGUUAUCAUGUAGAGAGUUUUUCGUGUUUUGCUGCAUGUCUGAAUUUCCGUGUUUUGAGAUAUGCAUGACAUCAGUGUAUGUGCAAACAGGGAUAUAUUGGUAGUGUUGUAUUUCUGCUCAUCCCCCUUCCAUGCACCAGCUAGUACAAGAUGGGCUAGUACAACCUGAGAACAGAACUUGCCAUGUUUUCUCAUCCAUAUUCAGAUAGCAGCUAUUCACUUGAUCCGGGGUAGGUGAAUACGAUUGACCAAUGGCUGUUAUGCUCUGUACCAUAACAAAAUGCAAUCCUCAAAUCAAAUCAAGUUUGAAAUUGUCAAAAAUCAGUAUUGUUGUAUUAAAGCUUGGUAGCAGUCUCUUGAAACAGUGUAGUUUGGCAUUCAAAUGAUAAAAAUAUUUUAAUCUUGACAUUUUCUGUUUUUCGUGCUUAAAUGAGAGGGAAGCUGUAACAACCAAAGGUAAAAUCAGCUGAGCAGCAUCUGAACAGGCAAAAAGAAUAUUCUAAUGCCACCUGGAUAGUGUGUUGGAUACAGUUUUCCACUCCCAAGCUAGCGACUUAGACUUGUGAAUACAGGGUACAAUUCAGUCUCUAAGCUCUGUCUGACACGUUUAACUACUGACACAGUCUUUCAUCAACAGAGUGUGUAUACUUGCAUAUAUAUUCAGCUACUGUAUUGUUUUUGAAGUUGGAAACCUGGAACCAGUAUGGAUCAGGAAGGUUAUACUUUAUUUGGAGUAACAGCUGUAGUUCAGUUGUGGUUUUGAAGCAGCCAGAAAGCAAGAAAUCUGAUGAGAUUUAAGACUUUUUUUUUCCCCUUGGGACACCUUAAUUGUCUACAUUAGUGGUCUGCAUCGUUAGAAAUCAAAGGCUUGUGGUAGGAUUAAUGUUGGAGACCCAUGUGGUUUUUUGCAGUUCUAAGGUAAACUAUAUAUAGUAAUAAGUUAAAAAGCAGACAUGUAAUGACUGCACUACUGUGUACAGCUGAGAGAAAAUUUUUCCAAAGAGCUGCUUUCUCGUAAGGAAAAAAGUGUAAAGUCUACUUUAAAAGUCCAUACCACUUUCAAAACGUACAAGAAACUAAACAGACAUUUUUAUGUUCUUCUUGAACUGUGUACAAUUUAAAAAAAAACCAACUGAAUUUUGGAGGAAAAUAUCUUUCUCUCUGCUUUGUUUGCUUGGUGGUGUUUUUUGUAUGGUAACUACAUUUCUCUGGUUUUCUUUGUCCACUCUUGUUUGCAAAAGCUUUCUUGAACAUCAAAGAAGAACCUUAGGAUUUCAAGUGAGCGGGGAAAAAUGAGUGUGAGUGUUUUAUAUGCAAAUGAAGAUUUCUGCUAAUUGAUUCCCUCUUAAAUAUCAUGGAGACUCAUGAAAUUUGGCUCUUGGAAUAUUCCACAGCGAUUUGUGCAGGAGCCCUUAAAUUACAGCUUAGUCUUCAGUGAAGGAGCUGUCUGGCUCAUCUACCCUGCUCCUUUCUGAUUGAGUUCUGGUGUGAGGAAUCUGGGAGAAGCUCAGAGUUCAGUAAACUUUUGAAGUUGAGGUUUUACUGGAGUGCGGCUCUUUUGCAUCCUUGUAUUCAACUCAGUUAAAUGACACAGUUAAAAAGUAAAUCGAAAUGUUUAAACUGUCAGGUAUUGUCAAGAUGUAAGUGAUGAAUGCAGUAAAGUGCAAUUGUGUUUUCAGUGUAAGCUAAAGGAGAAGGAAGACCAUGAAAGGAGCCUCAUAGUUGAAGCCUAAACUACAUUUUCUGAAUUACCUGAAUGUGGGAAGAAGGAACUUUAAAUUGUAUAUAGGCUUACACUGACUUCUGAUACUAGUUUUAAAUGAGAAGGUACUUUGGAAGGAGGCUGUCUUAAGAAUCCUUUUUUUUUUAAUUUACCUUAAAGCAGUAAUAAAAAAAAAUGGUUAAGGACCAAAAAAAAAAAAAAAAAGAAAGAAAAAAAAAAGAAAGAAAAAAAAAAAGAAAAAAACCAACCCCAAAAAACCAUGCUCAGACUGGGAAUGAGGGCUUUUCCCUUCCUUGUGUUCAUUGUUAACUAAGAGCUGUAUGGGGUGGGUCUUGAAAGCUAGGCUUUUUGUCUGCUUCUGCUGAUUACAAAGUUUGAGGUAAAUCCUGGUAUUAUGGGUAUGCUGAAGUUAUAACAUUGUAUUGUGAAGCAUCUCCUGAAUUCUUCCAACAUGGUCCUGAUGCCUUCUGGCCCUCGUUUGUUAUUACUUCAUAGUGACAAACUGUUGAUACAGUUCACUCUUCGCAGUCUUCCAUGACCCAGUUCUUAAAAUUGAGUAGCUUAACAUUGUAAUAUUAAAAGCAGAGAAAAAACAUGCAGCAGAAGUUAAGGGAAGAGUAGAGAAGGACACCUGGACUAUAACUAUAUUGUAUCACAGAUGUUUUCUAAUUCUCCCUUUACUGACCUGUCCCUAAUUAACCCAGAUAAGGGCUGGUCUAGGGCAGUAGGUCUGUUGCCUGCAGUUCCAACCCUUUCAGAAGUGCUUCUGACUGGUUGUAGGCAGGUGGCAGUAACCAGGUGCUUGGGGUAUUUGCAGAAGGUUCUAUUAGGCAGGGCCUAUGAAAUGGUAAGUGUAGAUUUCCACUCGUUAUUUCUGAAUUAAGUCUCUUACAUCGAAUUGUUAGGUCUGGAGAGUCUGGCAACUUCUCUUUUAGAAUAGAAAUCUGCAAAGAAGAGAACUAGUGUGAAGAGUGCAUGUGGCUAGGACCUGCCAAAUGGAGAAGAGUAAUGUUUUGUCCACGUUGUGGAAAUCAGUUGAUGUCUUUAACAUUCUGCAUGCCUGUCCUGUGCUUCCUAGUGCUUUCAAAUUUCCUUGAACUUAACAGCAGGGAAGAGAAAUGAAAGCAAGCAGUUAAGCGUUUACAUUCCUAUUAAAAUCACUGAGUUGAGCUCAGUGUUGUGAGUGGGCAUGGAUUUCCAAGCAUCGAGUCGGGGAGGAGAAGUUCCUCUUCAUUGUUACCACUUAAAGUUCAACCAGUUUGCUUAUUGGUCAUAGCUUCCUUCAGCACUGUUGUAGCCUCUCCAUUCUGUAUGUGUUGAUUAAAAACAUUUCCUUGGAACAGUGGCAAAGCCUUUGGCAUUACACCCAUGAAGAUAGUUAGCGUGCAUGGAAAAAUGCCUUGUUUUACCUCCGUUUUCACGUUGAUUGUAGAAAGUCCUUCUAAAGCUGUUUGCCAAGCACAAAGUAGCAGCUCCUUCCUGAAUGCGGACCAUCUCAAAGCUGCAUGCAAGGGAUUAACAUUUUGCACGAACCAAAGCAGAGGUUGAGCAUAACUGCAAUCUCAGCUGCCCUUUGGGAUCACUGGGCUGCAUGGAGCACUCGGCUCCCACAGCCAGGCUGCAGUUUCUCAGCAGUGUCAAUACACCUGAGUGGUUAUUGGCCAUCACUUUCUUUGCUGCUCACAAGAAAAUUUCAGGGGAUACAUAACUGUGGAACUUUGUUGCUCCUUAGCUCGUUGUCUUAACAGUUGCAGUGAAUGCUUUGUAAAUAGAUUCAGAAUAGUUCUGUAUGGUUGCCUGUGCUCUGAAUCUGACAUUUUCUGUCCAGAACUUGCGGGUGGUUGACCUGCAGAAGCUGUUGAAGGAAUGUAUGAUUUCCCAUCACCUGAGUCUGUCCCUGGUGCAGAGCAGCUCCGGCUACCAGCGCGUGGUGACUGGGGGCGAGGGCAGACUCAGCUGAGCUGUGGUUCUCAUCUUGGUGAAUCUCAGUGUUUGCUUGCUCUGUUCGGGUGAGCUCAUUAUCGUUAGCUGCAGUUUAGACUGCAUCGAACUUCGAACGUACACUCCAGCAAUUCUCAUUCAGUCAUUUUUAUGAAGGAUACAUUGUGACAUAGAAGCUUUUCUUACCAAAAGAGGAUUAAGAGGCAUUGUGAGAACUCCUGAAACUCUUUAGUGGAAUGUACUGUAUUUUUGCAAUGUAGACUUCUAGAAGCAUUUGUCACCUCUCUGUGAGGUCUUAGCUUGCUCCGAGGUCCUUGCUGUAGUUACAUGUACUUGUGAUUGUACUUUCUAUACCUGUGAUUUUUCUGGUUUGGGUUGUGUGGAAGGACAGAACAGAUACUGAAGUCCUAUUUUUUGCCAUCUUUCAGGAAAUGCAAUGUACUGAGUAAUUUUGCUACUAGUAAAAACAAAAAUCUAUAUACCUGUAUGUAUAUAAAGGCAAUAUAAUCAAAUUAAACAUUGUUUAAAAAUAGAUUUAAUGUUUGGCACAAUGUCCUUGAACAGACUAUUUUGCUUCGAAAUGUAUUACGACUUAAUCGGUGAUCAAUUAAAACAAACAAAGCAA
This is a messenger RNA of Gallus gallus (chicken), 9285 nucleotides long. It is a transcript of the gene GAK, whose product is annotated as cyclin G associated kinase. The record is from RefSeq and is a predicted model, not a curated record. Gene Ontology annotation, biological process: positive regulation of Notch signaling pathway; regulation of clathrin-dependent endocytosis; protein phosphorylation. The coding region runs from base 152 to 4108 and encodes 1318 amino acids. The transcript is spliced from 28 exons. NCBI's taxonomy places the organism in Eukaryota, Metazoa, Chordata, Aves, Galliformes, Phasianidae. Gene Ontology annotation, cellular component: cytoplasm. Gene Ontology annotation, molecular function: AP-2 adaptor complex binding; ATP binding; protein serine/threonine kinase activity.